This is a messenger RNA of Octopus sinensis (East Asian common octopus), 3567 nucleotides long. Its product is annotated as zinc finger protein 239-like. The coding region runs from base 1028 to 1768 and encodes 246 amino acids. Gene Ontology annotation, cellular component: nucleus. Lineage: Eukaryota; Metazoa; Mollusca; Cephalopoda; Octopoda; Octopodidae. The transcript has 2 exons. The record is from RefSeq and is a predicted model, not a curated record. Gene Ontology annotation, biological process: regulation of transcription by RNA polymerase II; central nervous system development. Gene Ontology annotation, molecular function: RNA polymerase II cis-regulatory region sequence-specific DNA binding; DNA-binding transcription factor activity, RNA polymerase II-specific.
UCUAGAUCACUGAUUUUGCCAUACCAGUGAUAGUCAUUAUGGUCGAGACAGUUCAAAUGAAACAUAUUAAAUUUAUAAAACUAAUGAAAUACAGGUGUUUGUACGACAGCGUAAAUUAGCGUAGAUAAUCAGGUGUCUCGGACCACCAGUGUCCGAAAAGCAAGUAUUUAUCAGCCCCGCGUUAGCCCGACAUAGCGGACAUAUGAUAGAAUAUAUUCCAACCAAGACAAUUCGGUUCUUUCUGUAGGAUUAUAUCCAGCUACACAUAAUCAACUAAUAACGCCUCUAUUACAAGACUGGACGGUGUGGUUUGAGGGUCACAAUUUAUUGGAAGUUGUCUAAGCACAUAGGACCGUUUCUUUACUCUUUCAUUGCUGUUUAACCCAAGAACACAUCUUGGUCAUACUGCAUUAAAAUUUUAUUAAUUCAUUUUACUUUUUAUCUGUUGUACGGUGCUCGCCAAACUCAGCUGAACGAUUACGAAACUUUGGUUACCAAUAAAUCUCUAUAUUUUCCCAUCUUCUUGUUUAUAAAUGUCUUUCUUAAUUUUCUUUCUUCCGUUCACCAAUUCCUCUGCAACUAUUUCCGGCCAAGUUUUUCCUCUCAUGUUAAUCGACUUUAUCAACGAUAUAUAAAUGAAAAAGAAGGUACCACCUCUCACUGACAUUAAAAGUUACUUACAUCAUCGAUGCUUAUCUUUUUGAGACAGUGGAAAAUGUUAUACAGAACAAAUGUAACCAGGUUUCAUAUAAACCCGGUGAAUUAAGGUGAAAUGUUUCCUCUGGAUGAGAUUAUUAGCAACAUUUGUGUAUGUCGCUGUCUAGAAUGAGCAGGAGAUAAUUUUGUGUUUUAAGUAGACUUAAAUAUAUUUACAAAGGACUUUGCUGCAUUGAUCACAGUUGAUGGACAUAUAGCAUAUUUGUUAGAAAUAAAUUAUAAAAAAGAAAAUAUGAAACAUGUAUUGUAGAGAGAAGAAAAAUGAUGAUGAAAUGAGUUAAAAAAUGGAUUUUUUUUUAAUCCUUAAGAGAUGGCAAAAAAUUUAAGAAAGUCUUUAUAUAUAUGUGAUAUCUGUAACAAGUCAUUCACUAAACAAUAUCAUCUAACUACUCAUAUACGUAUUCAUACAGGAGAGAGACCUUAUCACUGUGAUAUCUGUGGGAAAUCAUUCAGUCAAAGUGGUGAGUUAACUAUUCACAAACGUGUCCAUACAGGAGAGAAGCCAUAUCAUUGUGAUAUCUGUGGUCAGUCGUUCAUUCGUAAAGAUAUUUUAACUACACACAGACGUAUUCACACAGGAGAGAAACCAUAUCAGUGUGAUAUGUGCAGUAAAUCAUUCGCUAAAAGUACUAACUUAACUGAUCACAAACGCAUUCAUACUGGAGAAAAACCUUAUCAUUGUGAUAUCUGUGGUAAAUCAUUCAAUCAAAAUAACCAGUUAAUUAAACACAAACGUAUUCAUACAGGAGAAAAGCCCUAUCACUGUGAUAUCUGUGACAAAUCAUUCUCUCGAAAUGAUGAGUUAAUUGCUCACAAACAUGUUCAUACAGGAGAGAGACCAUAUCAGUGUGAUUUCUGUGGUAAGUCAUUCCCUCGAAAUGGUCAGUUAACUGCACACAAACGCAUUCAUACUGGAGAAAAACGAUUUCAUUGUGAUAUCUGUGGUAAAGCUUUCAAUCAAAGUAAUGUUUUAAAGGGACACAAACGAACUCAUUCUGGGAAAAAAACAUUGAUAACAAUUGAUAUAAGUGGUAAGUCCUUUUCUCAAUAAUAAGUCAACUAAGCACAAGAGUAAUGGCAUGAAGAAAACUAUAUAACUAGUAUUUGUUUAAACCAUUCUCUUAGUAUUUAACUAUUCACAUCUGUAUUGCAUGAAAGAAACCAACUCAGUGACAUUUGUGGUUUUUCUUUCUAUAUAUAUGCAUGUUCAUACCAAAGCAUGACAACUAAACAAUUCUUUCUGGUAUAGGAAUAAGCUCUGAAAGUUUUGUGGGGCGAGUUGAUGAUAUAAACUUCAGUGUUCAACUGGUACUUAUUUUAUCAACCUCGAAAGGAUGAGAAACAAAGUCACUCUUGGUGAAUUUUGAACUCAGAACAUGGACGAAAUGACAACUAAAUAAUAAUGAAUCAAUGAACCAAAAUAUUUCAUCAUACUGUAAUCGUAUCCAUGAUGUGGUGAAUAUAUCGUCGGCUAAAUUACACAAAAAUGAACAUAACACUGACAUCUCAUUUUAACAGAUAUAUUUACCAAAAUUACACAAAAAUAUCUUGAAAUACUAAAGAGUAAAUUUAUUUAAUAAAGUCGCCUUUGGCUUCAGCCAUGGCCUCCGGACGACUUUGGAAUCUCCUGCAACUCUUCUGGAUGGUCUCCUUGUUUAAGUUGGUGAUGCUGCCAUAAUCAUUGCCUUCAGUUCAUCUUUGGGGUUGCAAGGAGUUGUGUUGGUCUCUCAUUCAACCAUGCACCACACAUAAUCAAGGGGGUUGCAGUCUGACAGCCAUGACUGGGUUUUCUGCUUGUGUAGCAUGGUGUGGAGUGCUGUUGCCAGACAUAAGGUUUUUCCAGCAGCUGACCUCUUGACCUAGAACAGCACUACCUCCUCCAGGCACUUAAUGUAGGCUUCCAUGUUGAAUCUAAGGCUGUGUGGGAAGUUGAAUGGAGGCAUAACGUUGUCGUCACUAGUGAUCACUCCAAAUACCAUCAUGUUGACUGGAUGUGAUUUUAUCAUUCUCAGUACACGUCUUCAGAUUGACACCCAAACACUCUGAAAUGUUAGUAUUGGAGCUUUUGGCACAAAUGCCAAACAGUACAGCAUGUCGUUUCGAAAUUUCUAGCAGAAUGAAUUUCAUCAUGGCACUAUUUUUCUCACAGGCUGUGCCCAACUGACCCUACUAUACUGUAUAAUUGACAAAAUCUCAAGAAAACAAUGCAUGAAAUUAAAAAUAUAAAAUGGCAACAACUUACCCAUUCCACCCUGCACAUUUUGAUGGUAAAUUCAUAUUUUAUGUGUGUUAUGUAUUUUCUUGUUUUUUUAUAUAUAAUAUUUAUUUCAUUAAGGGACUAGUUCUGUUAGUAACAUUUUUAAUUUUUUUCCUGGCAUGGUUCCUUCAUGACUUUAAAGUGAAACUUAAUUUUCAUUCUUGUCACCAUGGUCUUUACAUAAAAGCAAAAAUUGCUGGAGUAAUUUUUUUGAUUAUCAUUGUCCAUGUUUUUAUGUUGGAAUGUGUUGGAGCAUAUUUUCUCAAACAUUUUGUCAUUCCAAACUGUAAAUCUCAGAAUCCAGGGUUCUUAAUGCACCAAUCAUCAUCAUCAUCAUCGUUUAACGUCCGCUUUCCAUGCUAGCAUGGGUUGGACAGUUCAACUGGGGUCUGGCAAGCCCGAAGGCUGCACCAGGCCAGUCAGAUCUGGCAGUGUUUCUACAGCUGGAUGCCCUUCCUAACACCAACCACUCCGAGAGUGUAGUGGGUGAUUUUAUGUGCCACCGACACAGGUGCCAGACGAGGCUGGCAGACGGCCAAUCUUUGUAAAUAUUCAUAACAAUUUGAAAUCUAAAUAAAGUUGGUUUGCUCUUA